CGUAGUUUGACAAAACAGCAGCUUAAUACGCCGCCCAGUCUUCAACGGUAGCUGCUCUCUCUCUCUCUCUCUCUCUCUCCAAUCUGCUAAGCACACAAACCCUUUCUUAAUUCUCCAUUCAAAUCAAAUCAUGAUCUUCAGAUAGCAUCACAUCAUCAUACACAGCUUCCAAAACCAAAAGUCUCUCUUAGCAGUGAUUUGAAGAAGGGUUAUCAUCACAGAUGGAUAGUAGCAGUGGAAUUGAGAGCAAUGGGCGUGUGCCACUUUCAGGGGUUGUUGCAGAUUGUGUGAAACGGUGGUUCAGAGACACUCUGAAAGAAGCUAAAGCUGGGGACAUAAACAUGCAGGUCUUGGUAGGUCAGAUGUAUUACAGUGGUUAUGGUGUUCCCAGAGAUGACCAAAAGGGUAAAAUUUGGUUGACUAGAGCAUCGAGGGUUAGAUCUUCAGUUUGGAAAGUUGGUGAUAAGCAUCCAGGUUAUAAUGCAAGUGAUUCUGAUUCUGAUGAAUUGAAGGAAGAUUCUUAAACACACUAAAUGCCUAACAUUUCAAUGGUAUGCAUGCCAGGCAUCUUGCUCUGUAACAACAGUUUUCUAUUUGGGUUUCUGAUGUUUGUUUGAUUUUACAAACUUUUUUUUUAACGUCUAGAUGUCACUAGGUUGGACUUGGUAUAUCAUGCAUUAAGAUAAUCUAUGGUGUAGAUUUGAACCAUGCAAGAGUAGCAUCUAUUAUCAUUUAAAUAAUCACACCAUUGGAUUACUUUAAUGCAUGAUAUAGUAAUUUUUGUUGGGUGUAUCAUAGCAUGGUUCUUUGUUUCUAUGACCUAUAGAAAAGGCAACAUUGUUACUUUUUGUACAAGUUGUUGCUUGGUAAUUGAAGGUAUUUUUCUUAAUCCUCUCGUUAUGUCAUAACAAAUAUAAGAUGAUUGUACAUAAUAACAUCAUAAUUUAUUUUCUUUCUAAACAUGGAAUGUACCAAAGGCUAGACACUUGAGGAUUCCAAAUGAUGUUCAACAUCCUUGAUUUUACACUAUCUGAUUUCAUGGAUGCAAUAUUUAAAGCUGAUUGCAAGCUGCUCUGAAAUUUCCAAUUUUCUUUCAUGGUGAUGAGUGAUGACCGUAGCUAUGGACCAAGUUGACCAUCGGCAAUGACAAAGGAAGGGCUGGGUUCGAGUUAUGUCCUGCAUGACAGGGGUGUUCAUGGAUCGGAUCCGAUUCGCAUAUCCGCGGUAUUUAUCCGAAUCCGAUCCGAAAAUUGCGGAUAUGGAUCCGAUUCGAAAGCCUUUCGGAUCGGAUCGGAUCCGCACACUAAUCGGAUCUGCACACUAAUCGAAUUGGAUUGAGGAUUUUGUGUUGGUAAUACUCGC
Messenger RNA from Arachis stenosperma, 1362 nucleotides. RefSeq lists its product as uncharacterized. NCBI's taxonomy places the organism in Eukaryota, Viridiplantae, Streptophyta, Magnoliopsida, Fabales, Fabaceae. The transcript has 5 exons. The record is from RefSeq and is a predicted model, not a curated record. Gene Ontology annotation, molecular function: protein binding. Bases 222 to 524 code for a protein of 100 amino acids.